Molecule: messenger RNA, 3125 nt
Organism: Parasteatoda tepidariorum (common house spider)
Lineage: Eukaryota; Metazoa; Arthropoda; Arachnida; Araneae; Theridiidae
Biological process (GO): attachment of mitotic spindle microtubules to kinetochore; spindle attachment to meiosis I kinetochore; kinetochore assembly
Cellular component (GO): kinetochore
Molecular function (GO): centromeric DNA binding
Source: RefSeq, a predicted model, not a curated record
UUCAAAUUUUUUUAAUCAUUUGUGCUUUUGGCGGUUGUAACAAAUAACAAAUGUGGAAUUAUUGUGUUAUUGUCAGAAUUUAUUUAUAUAACGUAUUUUAAUGUGUUCGAAGUAGAAGAUUAUAGGACCAUUUAGUAGCGGUGUUUUCUGCUUUUCUUUAACUAAAUGUAUUUAUGUUUUUUUUUUUUAAAUAUCGCUUUAGUAACAUGCUCAGGUUCCAGUGGACUUAGAUUUGUGGGAGAGGUCAUAUUUCCGUUUUGCCAAAUUAAAUUACAAAAGAUUUGAUGUGAUGAUCAGAAAUAUUGCUUCUUACAAGAAAGGAAUGAAAUGUCUAUGAUUAUGUGAUCUGAAAAAAUAGCAGUUUAAGGUCUGUAUAAACAAAGGCUGGAUGAAGCUCAAGAUAUUUACAAUGAACGGAAGAAAUCGAAAAAAGCGUUUCAGUACUGUAGGUCGAAGGACUGGCUAUGAUGUAAGAGCUGGCAAAAGAAUAAGAGAAAGUAAGGAUGGAAUGGAACGUUUUGAUGAUUAUUGGACCUCUUCAGGUGAUGAUACUGAUGCAAGCAAUCCAUCACCUCUGUGUUCUUCACCUGUCCUCUCAAAUGCACCUCGAAUGAGUUCAUUUAUAAAGAACAUCAAUCCAAGUCCUAGACGGGAAUUGCCUGCAAGAAUAAGUUGUGCUAGAACACCUACCUUAAAAAAGGAUUCUAAUGAAGAUGAAGUGCACUUAUCGGUUGUUCCAAAGCAAAUCAUAGAGAAAAAACAGCUCUUGGCCAAAGGGCGGCGAACUGGAGCAGAUAUAUUAGCUGGAAAAGAAAUACAAAUUAUUAAUGGAAUUGAAAAUUUUGAUAAUUAUUGGACAGAUAGUAGUGCAUUGACCACCAUGCGUGCUAGUAAAGCUUCAAAUAAUAGGUCUUCGGUACCAAACUAUACCCCACGUGGUAAAAUUUCAAACACCAGCCGCAAAUCUGUACGGAACAAGCCUGCAUCUCCGUGUGUCCCAUCAAAAUCACCCCUCUCUAGCGCAUCAACCCAUGAAGAAAAUGAAAUCAACCAGGACAAGAAUAAUACUAUAAUAAUAACUCUAAAUAAUAGGUCUUCGGUACCAAAUUAUACUUCUCGUGGUAAAAUUUCAAAUAUCAGCCGCGAAUCUGUAAGGGACACGACUGCAUCUCCAUGUGCCUCUUCAGCAUCACACCUUUCUAGCACAUCAACCCAUGAAGAGAAUGAAAUCAACCAGGACAAGAAUAAUACUAUAAUAAUAACUCCAAAUAAUAGGUCUUCGGUACCAAAUUAUAACUCGCGUGGUAAAAUUUCAAAUAUCAGCCGCGAAUCUGUAUGGAACAAGACUGCAUCUCCAAGUGCCUCUUCAACAUCACACCUCUCUGGCACUUCAACCCAUGAAGAAAAUGAAAUUAACCAGGACAAGAAUAAUACCAUGAUAAUAACUCCAAAUAAUAAGUCUUCGGUACCAAAUUAUACCUCACGUGGUAAAACUUCAAACAUCAUCCACGAAUCUGUACGGAACAAGACUGCAUCUCCGUGUGUCUCUUCAACAUCACACCUCUCUUGCGCAUCAACCCGUGAAGAAAAUGAAAUCAACCAGGACAAGAAUAAUACUAUAAUAAUAACUUCAAAUAAUAGGUCUUCGGUCCCAAAUUAUACCUCACGUGGUAAAAUUUCAAACAUCAGCCAUGAAUCUGUACAUAACGAGACUGCACCUCCGUGUGUCCUGUCAACAUCGCACCUCUCUAGCACAUCAACUCAAGAAGAAAAUGAAAUCAACCAGGACAAGAAUAAUACUAUAAUAACUUCAAAUAAUGGGUCUUUGUUACCAAAUUAUACCCCACGUGGUAAAAUUUCAAACAUCAGCCACAAAUCUGUACGGAACAAGACUGCAUCUCCGUGUGUCCCAUCAAAAUCGCACCUCUCUAGCCCAUCAACCCAUGAAGAAAAUGAAAUCAACCAGGACAAGAAUAAUACUAUAAUAAUAACUCCAAAUAAUAGGUCUUCGGUACCAAAUUGUACCUCCCGUCGUAAAAUUUCAAACAUCAGCCACAAAUCUGUACAGAACAAGACAGCAUCUCCGUGUGUCCCGUCAGCAUCACAACUCUCUAGCACAUCAACUCAUGAAGAAAAUGAAUUCAACCAGGAUAAUAAUAAUGAGAUUGAUGUCUCUGAAAGAUGUAAAAAGCGAAAAAAAAAUUCUGAGCAGCAGCAGAAAGUUGAAGUAGAAUCUAGUGUCACCCAACUUCGACGUUCCAAACGCAAGAGGUUUCCUCCAUUAGAGCGUUGGCGCAGCCAGCGCUUGCGUAUUACUUACGAAAACUUUAACAUUGUCAGCGUUGAUGUUGAUGAAGGAAAUGAGCCAAUUAUUGAUGAUGUGAAAAGAAUUAGAAGAAACUGUGAAAAAUAUGAAGAGAGAAGAAAGAAAAUGAAGUCGAGAAAACCCAAAAUCUCGGAAAAUUCGUUAAAUUUGAAACAAGUCAGAAGUGAAUUAACUAAAAUAGAAGUCUUUGACCCGACGACGAGUGAUGAAAAAUUUGUUUAUUUACACCGACCACAUAAUACUCUCUUAUGGUCAGUUCCUCCAUUGAAGGAAAAGAAGACUGCAUCGUAUACUAUUGCAAAGUGUUUUUCUAGUGAUUUGAUCUCGUUUGGUUUCAUUGAAAUCCGUUGUGGAAAGGAAAAAAGUAAGCAGCACUCGCCUGAGCACAACAUUGCCUUUAAUGUUAUCAAAGGGAAUAACUUAAAAAUGACUAUCCAUCAAUCAAAUUUCACUCUGAAGGAACUUGACUUUAUUGCCGUGCCUGCUGGAAAUAUUUACAGUAUUUUCAACAAAGGGAAAAGCGAUGCCGUUCUCAGCUUCUCAACUUUCAAAACUCCCAUGUUUGAUUAUCAGUUUCCAAACGCUAUGGAGGAUCACGAUUAAUACUUUUGCUGUCAUUUUUAUCAGAUGUCUGAAAGAUUCCCCUUCUAUGCCAUUUAUGUAUGCAGUUUUUGAAAUAUUAAACAUUCAGUCACAUGAAUGUGUUCAAUCUUCCAGGGAGACAAAAAUGAGAUUUAAAUUUACAAUAGUUUUCAAAAAUUCUCAUUUGAAUUUUAAAAAAAAAGUUUUUUUUUUAAUG